ACAGCCGCUGAGCUGCAGUCAUCAGUGACUCGCUCCAUCAUCAUCGGCUUUAACUGGAGUAAACAUUUACUGCGAUUAAAAGACAUCGACUCUUACUAGGUCAAAGUGACGUUUACUGGCCGGUUUAUCUCUUCUACACCCGAAUAACAGCGUUUUUCACCAAGCGUCAGAAAAAGGAUCAACAAACAUGUUCUACACCUGUGGUCCUAAUGAAGCCAUGGUGGUGUCAGGUUUCUGUCGUUCUCCUCCGGUGAUGAUCGCUGGAGGCCGAGUGUUUGUCUUCCCGUGCAUUCAGCAGAUACAGAGGAUUUCUCUGAACACGCUGACUCUGAAUGUGAAGAGUGAUAAGGUUUACACCCGCCAUGGGGUUCCCAUCUCUGUUACUGGCAUCGCUCAGAUGAAGAUCCAGGGCCAGAACAAGCAGAUGCUGGCUGCAGCCUGUCAGAUGUUCAUGGGCAAGUCUGAGGCUGAAAUCGCUCACAUCGCCCUGGAGACGCUGGAGGGACACCAGCGGGCCAUCAUCGCCCACCUGACUGUAGAGGAGAUCUACAAGGACAGGAAGAAGUUCUCAGAGCAGGUUUUUAAGGUGGCCUCCUCCGAUCUGGUCAACAUGGGGAUCAGCGUGGUCAGCUACACUCUGAAGGAUGUCCACGAUGAUCAGGAUUAUCUGCACUCGCUGGGAAAAGCUCGGACCGCCCAGGUCCAGAAGGACGCUCGCAUCGGAGAGGCUCUGAACAAGAGAGACGCAGUGAUCAGGGAAGCCCACGCUAUGCAGGAGAAAAUCUCGGCUCAGUACAGGAACGAGAUCGACAUGGCGAAGGCCCAACGAGACUACGAGCUGAAGAAGGCGGCCUACGACAUCGAAGUGAACACCAAGAAGGCGGAGUCAGAGAUGGCUUUUCAGCUGCAGGUUGCAAAGACGAAGCAGCGCAUUGAAGAGGAGAAGAUGCAGGUCCAGGUGGUGGAGCGCGCGCAGCAGAUCAUGCUGCAGGAGCAGGAGAUCACCCGCAGGGAGAAGGAGCUGGAGGCCAAGGUGAAGAAACCUGCCGAGGCCGAGCGGUACCGCCUGGAGAAACUGGCAGAGGCGCAGCGAAUGAAGAUGAUCAUGGAGGCAGAGGCUGAAGCUGAGUCUAUUAGAGUUAAAGGUGAGGCUGAGGCGUUUGCGGUCGAGGCGAAAGGUCGCGCUGAGGCAGAGCAGAUGGCGAAGAAGGCCGAAGCUUUCAGGGAGUAUAAGGAUGGAGCCAUGGUGGACAUGCUGCUGGAGAAACUGCCUCUGAUGGCAGAAGAGAUCAGCAGGCCUCUGUGCGAAGCCAACAAAGUGACCAUGGUGUCCAGUGGAGGAGGAGAAGUGGGUGCAGCCAAGCUGUCAGGGGAGGUUCUGGAAAUCAUGACCCGCCUCCCCGAAGCCGUGGAGAAGCUGACCGGAGUCAACAUCUCCCAGGUGACUUCUCGAACAGGCUGAAGGGAAUCAGACCAAUGAGCUUCUUGGUAGAGCUGUUCUCCGUCUGUCUUGAUUCCCUCCAUCGUAAUGUCUGCUUCCUCACCUCUGACCUUCUGUGUCGUUGUUUCCCUCCGGUUGUUUGUUGAUGUUGUUCAUUAUCUGAGUUAAAUAUUUAAACUCCUGGUAUCACAGUUACAGCAAAAGUCUUAAAGUACCUUUCACUUCUUCACAUCUUUCUUCCAAGGUGCCAGACCGUUUUUGUGUCUGUUUCUAGCAGCAUAAUUAACUUUAUUUUGUUUUUAAAAAAUGUUUUCAUAAGUUAAAGGCUUUAUGUGUUUUGCAAAAUGGUGCAAUGUUCAAAAUGACUAAAACUAAUUAUUUGCUAGCUUAUCCCAUCUGCUUUAAUCCCAGAAUAAUUUAUUGUUCAGAAUUGUUCAGUGAUCUAGAAAAGGAAAAACUUUCAUCUGAAAAUGUUUAAAUAUUGGACUGAAAAUGAAUGUUAAAGUCGGUUUGCCUGGAAAUAAAACCCACAAAAAUGAAAGGCGACUCAAACUUUUGCGCAGAAUAUUACCGUUUUAAUUUCACAUGAAUGGUGUUACUGUAUUUCUUACUAUAUAAAUAUUUCCCAUCCAAAUAUGCAGGCUUCAUUAUCUUCAGUGUCACUACUUACUGUAAUAAUAAUAGAUUUAAUGCAUCUUAUUAAUUUUAGAAAUGUCCUCCCUGAUAGAUUAGAUCAUAUUCAAUGUGUAGCUAAUGAUGUUUGUACGUGUUUUCAUGCCUCCCUCUGUGUUUACCUCCAACAUCUCUGACACUGCCAGUGUCCGCUGCCUUGCUGCCAAACCUCAAGUGCAUCUUAGCAUGACCAUCUAAUACUAACAGAAAACAUUAUUACAUUAAUAUUUUUCAUAACCUGUUUCUGACAGUCUGACAAUGAUUUUUUUUUUACACAUUUUAGUUUUUUAAACAGCGUAAAGUAUUUAUAUGUAAAAUUAGUUUUUUGUGUUUUCUGCACUUCAUUUCUUUAAUUUUCAAGCAUGAUUUGUAGGAGAGAUUAGCUUAAAAGGAAAACCGGUAAUUGCACUGAAAACAUGUAUCGAUCAAAUGGGUUGAUGUUUUUUACUUGACAAUCUUAAGCUUUCAGCAAGUCUCGGGUUUGACAAAGUUAGCCUAAAAAUGUUUAAUCUUAGCCUAAUGGCUGUAGGUUCCUAUUGGGAUUUUUGGGUAAACUUCUAAAACAGCUUUCAAACAGAUGGAUCCUAGAGAAAAAUAUAACAUUGUAAAAUUAACUGUAUUUUAAAUUAGCAGAGAUCUGAAUCCCAGACUCUGAACAACAGGAGAAAAAAACUGAAAAAUGUGGUCCAGAUGUGAUGGACGUUAUGAAAAUUAAUUGGUUCCUUUAAUGAUUCUGUAACAUACAAUAUGUUUAAUAGUUUUCUCAGGAUGGUUGCAUGCAUAUUUUUAAAAAUACCUUCAAAUUCAAAAAUCCCAAAGGGGGUAUUAAAUCUUAUUGUUUUAAUGCAUCUAUAUCUUGAAAACAAAUCAUCACUUUAAUCACAAAAAAAUAUCCUAACAUGCCUUAAAUCAUAAACGUGUCUCUCUGUCAGCCUCUACCUCAAGUGUUGGACCGGUUGCAUGAAACACUAUUGGUUUAUGAUUUCACUGCUUCACAGGUCAGCUUAGCAUGUGAAGUUGCUUCUAGCACUACUUAUUGUACAGUAAUUAUUUGUAUUUGUGUCAUUUAUGUAUCAUUUAUGGAGCUGUAGGUAAAAUGUAUUCCAAGAGUUGCCGCCUCUUCUCUUUCCCCUCUGACCCUGCUGCUUCUUUAGUCGUGUAUAAACUCUGCACUGCUGGUUACACUGCAGCCAUAUGUUCUGAAAUGGCUUUUAAGUGGUAUAAUUUAUGUAUCUGAAGACAACCACUGCUGUUUUUGUGCAUGCAUCACCACCUAUUACACUUGAAUUGUACUGUGUUCUUAGAGCAGGCGACUGUCACCAUGGAAAUGUUCAUCUACUUUGUUCACAAUUGAGUCAUAUAGAAGAGACAUGACAUGUGGAGUAUAUGUAAUUUAUGCAGAAUAUAUUUGAUAAAACAGUGUCCAUGUAGCAUUGUCUGUUUCACGGGUUGACUGUAGAUUACUUUACUAACCUUAACAAAGAUAAGCUCUAUGAUUAUAAAUGUAUUAAAUCUAUAUUGAGUUUAUUAAAGUUCUCUUGUACAUUAAGCUCUGACAGUGUUGAUAUUAACACCUUGGUGAAUAUUAUCACUGUUGGGGCAUUGUUUGUGUUUUAAUAAAAUAUACUGUUCUGUAUCCAAUAUGCUUAAUAAAUUUCCAAAGGGAAUCAGUCAAGUCUGCAGU
Molecule: messenger RNA, 3797 nt
Organism: Poeciliopsis prolifica (blackstripe livebearer)
Lineage: Eukaryota; Metazoa; Chordata; Actinopteri; Cyprinodontiformes; Poeciliidae
Gene: flot1a
Product: flotillin 1a
Exons: 13
Coding region: 188-1462 (424 amino acids)
Biological process (GO): positive regulation of cell-cell adhesion mediated by cadherin; regulation of receptor internalization; positive regulation of endocytosis
Cellular component (GO): plasma membrane
Source: RefSeq, a predicted model, not a curated record